GACUUCCUGAUACAGUUCUGAUUCGGAAGGCUAUAGUAGAUAAAGCAGGUCGAUUGUAUAAGAAUUGGCGCAGCAGGCUUCAUAAUUAUUACUUAACAUUUAAAACGAAGGAGGCGGCUCUAAAGCAUGUCCCUGAUGAUAUCAAUGCUUCUGAUUGGCCUAUCUUGGUAGAUUAUUUUAGCAGUCCUGCUUUUGAGAAUGCUCAAUCAUGCUUGCGGGGCAAAAUCCUUUCACGCUGUCAGCUAUGAUGCUCGGGACAUGGUGACUGGCGAGGAGCCAGAUUUGCAUACAUUGUGGCAGUUAACACGCAAAAGGGCAAGUGGUGAAUGGGUUGACGAGGCAUCUAAAGAGAUACAUGAUAAGGUUGUUCAACAGAUUGGUCAGUGCUCUGGGAAUGAAAUUGCAAGAAUUGAACCAGAAAUUAUUGAAUCUGCCUUCAUGUCACUUGUAGGAAAGAAAUCAAACUCACACAAGCGAGGUAUAGCAUCAGGAAGCUCCAUUAGAAAUCAAGUUAAACAGCUACAAACAGAGUUAGAGGCCCAAAAGAAGGAAACAGAGGAUGCUAGAGAAAAGUAUAACGAGGUUAGAGCGAAGCUAGUCGAGGUUGAGUCCCAACUCAUGGAGGAACAUAACAAGCGAGAGGAGUUAGAGGUACGUUUAGUGGACCGUCAGAGAGAGAUGGAUGAGAUCAACAGCCAGGUCCAGAGAGCCAUUCAAGCUGCAUUGUCACAGCCAAAACCACUGGAUUGAAUUAUUUCUCUAUUUAAAUACAUGAAGUCUAUGACACUAGUGUUUCUGCUACUACAUGCCAUUAACCUGCCUAUCUUGACAAAUAGACGACUGAAGAUGGGAAUUCAUCAACGCAUCACAGAAAGAUCUCGGAGGCUUGAAGCACGACUUCAUGAGGCAGAAGAUGUGAUCACAGGACUUGGAGGAGAGUUACGAAGGCUUGGCAUGCGUUAGGAAAGUGAAAAUGUGAACAGUCCUAGGAGCUUCAUGAAACAAUGAAUGUCUAUCUAUGCUCACUUCACAUCCUAACUUUCAUAAUUUUCUUAUAUUUUUCUCUCCAAACAUAUCAUGUACAUAGGCUUAUAUGAACG
Messenger RNA from Prosopis cineraria, 1100 nucleotides. RefSeq lists its product as uncharacterized. The transcript is spliced from 5 exons. The coding region runs from base 199 to 750 and encodes 183 amino acids. The record is from RefSeq and is a predicted model, not a curated record. Lineage: Eukaryota; Viridiplantae; Streptophyta; Magnoliopsida; Fabales; Fabaceae.